This is a messenger RNA of Arvicanthis niloticus (Nile rat), 6513 nucleotides long. NCBI's taxonomy places the organism in Eukaryota, Metazoa, Chordata, Mammalia, Rodentia, Muridae. The record is from RefSeq and is a predicted model, not a curated record.
GGCGGGGUCACGUGCCCACUGCCUUCGGGCUAGGGCGCAGGUUAUCAGUGGCGCCGGAGGAGGGUGGGCUCUGUAGCUGGCCGAGGCCACCCGCGAGCGGUCCGGGCUGCCAGAGUCCUUGCGCCGGCAGGAUGUCCCUUGCUGCCUACUGUGUCAUCUGCUGCAGAAGGAUAGGAACCUUUGCUUCCCGAUCAAAAAGCCACACGCCCUGGAGAAAUAUCCGAAAUAUAAUAAGAUUUACUGGAUCUCUCAUUGUUGGGGGUUCUUUAUUUAUUACAUACGAAGUGCUAGCCCUGAGAAGAUCUUUAACGUUGGACACUCAGGUGGUGGAAAGAGAAAAAAUGAAGUCUUACAUCUAUGUGCACAAGGCUCCUGUAGAUGGAUUAGACAGCCGUGGGAUUGUCUGGCAGGCAAGAAAAGAACUUCACAGAGCAGUAAGAAAGGCGUUGGCGGCGGCAGCCCAGGUACUGCGGAGCCCAUUUGCUGACUCCUUCAGCACAGUUGACAUAGAAGAUCAUGACUGUGCAGUGUGGCUGCUCCUGAGGAAGAGCCGGGAGGACGAUCGAGCUACCCGGCUAGAGGCCGUGCGGGAACUGUCAGGAGCUCACCACUGGCAUGACUACCAGUACAGGAUAAUUGCUCAGGCCUGUGACCCGAGGACACUUAUUGGUUUGGCACGAAGCAAAGAAAGUGAUCUUCGCUUUUUUCUCCCGCCCCCUCCUUUGCCGUCUUUAAAAGAAGACUCCUCCACCGAAGAGGAACUCAGGCAUUUGCUGGCUUCUUUACCUCAGACAGAACUUGAUGAGUGUCUUCAGUAUUUUACAUCCUUGGCUCUUAGUGAAAGCAGCCAGAGCCUGGCCGCACAGAAGGGAGGACUGUGGUGUUUUGGAGGAAACGGACUUCCUUACGCGGAAAGCUUUGGGAAAGUUCCCUCAGCCACGGUGGAAAUGUUCUGCUUAGAAGCCAUAGUAAAGCAUUCAGAGAUACCCUCACACUGUGACCACAUUGAAGCAGGCGGUGGCUUGCAGCUCUUGCAGAGGCUCUACCAGCUUCACAAGGACUGCCCCAAAAUACAGAGAAACGUCAUGAGGAUCAUUGGAAACAUGGCUUUGAAUGAGCAUCUUCACCCUGCCAUAGUCCACUCAGGAUGGGUCUCUCUCAUGGCAGAAGCCUUGAAAUCCUGCCACAUUAUGGAGGCUUCCCACGCUGCCAGAACCCUGGCUAACCUGGACCGAGAAACUGUGGGUGAGAAAUACCAGGAUGGAGUGUAUGUGCUCCAUCCCCAGUGUCGGACAAGUCAGCCCAUUAAAGCCGAUGUCCUUUUUAUUCAUGGCCUUAUGGGAGCAGCAUUUAAAACCUGGCGCCAGCAUGACAGCCAGCGGGCUCUGAAUGAAAAUGCUGUGGUGGAUGAAGAUAGGUACACGACAUGCUGGCCCAAGACAUGGCUAGCAAAGGACUGUCCUGCACUUCGCAUCAUAUCUGUGGAGUAUGACACGAGCCUCAGCGACUGGAGGGCGACGUGCCCUAUGGAGAGAAAGUCCAUUGCAUUCAGAAGCAACGAACUUCUCAACAAGCUUAGAGCUGCUGGUGUUGGGGAUAGGCCAAUGAUUUGGAUCUCACACAGCAUGGGAGGUCUUCUUGUCAAGAAGAUGCUGUUGGAAGCCUCAAAGAAGCCAGAACUGAGCGCUAUUAUAAACAAUACCAGAGGAAUAAUUUUUUACAGUGUCCCUCACCAUGGAUCACGUUUGGCUGAAUACUCCGUUAAUAUUCGAUAUCUUCUCUUUCCCUCUCUGGAAGUCAAAGAACUCAGCAAGGACUCUCCUGCACUGAAGAUGCUACAGGAUGACUUUCUGGAGUUCGCGAAAGACAAAAACUUCCAGGUGCUGAACUUUGUAGAAACACAGCCGACAUUCAUCGGCAGCAUGAUUAAACUGCAUAUAGUGCCCGAGGAGUCAGCAGAUUUAGGCAUUGGGGAUCUAAUUCCUGUGGACGUCAACCACUUGAACAUUUGCAAGCCGAAGACAAAGGAUGCAUUUUUGUACCAACGUACUCUACAGUUCAUCUGCGAAACUUUAGCCAGAGACCUUGAAAACUGACAGCUACGUUCUUCCAUUUUUUUGUAUGAAUACAGUGUAAGAAACGUGUCAUUCUCCAUCUCUUGUUAAGCUCGAUGCAGUCCUGUGCAUUCACUGCACACGUGCUGCAGACAGCAGAGCUCAGCUCUUCACGCAGGCACUGGGAGAUGCCCGAGUAGACCUGGAGGUCACAGAGGAAGGGUUAAAUUGAGACUCCUUUGUGCUGGGCCUUGGGGUAGAGCAGAGCUGCUGUAGCCAGAGGUUUGCCCACCUGAGACUGCCCCUGCUCACCCAAGAGUCCUGACCAGGCAACUUAGCGAACCAUGAGAAUGAAAUUCGGGGAGAACAAGCUAGAACUUAGAGGCUGUGUUUGACCUGGGUACCACGUACUAUGAUGUUUUACUGCCAGUUUUUAACUGUCACUAUGUCAGUUACACAUUUGACACGUUUUCAGUGGUCCCCACACGCCUGCUUGUAUGCACAGACCAGCCUUGUAUGCUUCUGGUUUUUUUCAUAUUACUGAGAACAUUUGUUUUAAAGUAUUCUUUCUAGGAUAUUUUAAUUAGUUAUUCAGUAAUAUGCUCCAGAUAAGGUAAGGAUCAGGUUAUGAACAAACCUGUUUGAAGCAAUCAGGUACACUAACCUAGUAUAUAUAACUUAGUAUCAAGACUCUCAGAUCUCCGGCUACAUAAAGUACAGCUUUCCUUCAUGCUCCUUUUAGAGGGACUUCCAGCAUGGGAGGAUAGGAACUCAGGAUGAUGACCUUUUUUUGUGUUUGAGUAAUAGCAUUAUUAACAUGAAAUUCAUUGUGUGUGUGUGUGUGUGUGUGUGUGUUGUGCGCGCAUGUAUGUAUGCACAUGUGUGUGGUACUAGGGAUCAAACCCGAAACCUUGUGCAUGCUAACUAAGUACUCUGCCAAGUACGCUAUGUCAUCAGCUCCACAUUUAUACCUUGGAAGAAUGCAACUUAUUGAUUUUUGGUAUAUUCAACAUUACCAGCUAUUACCAGUGUCCAAUUGCAGACUAUUGUAUUAUCCCCAAAGAAGCUCUCUCAGCAGCAGGCAGUUCCUCCUCCUCCAACUCAGACCCCAGUAAACACUAACACUUUCCACCUCUGUGCAUCUGCCAAAUGAACAUUGAUAAAGUUGGUAGCUUCACCGUGUUGCUCUUAGCAUAAUGGUUCUUUCUUGCAUCAGUCUUUCCUGCCUCUCUCUGCUCCCUCCCUGCCACGCAGUGAGCAGUUUUGCCCAUCUUCCCAUUUUCCCAUGAUGCCCUAUCUUACACCAUGGGACCAGUGACCACUGACUGAAACCAUGAGCAGCAGACAUUUUUUCUCCUUUAACUCUGCUGCCCAGGUAUCUGUCAUUGAGGUGAACGGUUCUGCUUUAAAGCUGCGAUCUGAAAAGAGCUGUGGAGUGUAUUACUAAAUCAGUGUUGCUGUUUUUCUGACAAGACAGCCGGCAACUCAGCUCUGUUAAUAUGAUGGAAAGGCUGCUCUCCACUUAUCACAAAGGCAUAGAUGAGGCUUACCAUACAGAAGACCAAGGUGGAUAGAUAGGGCAAGACAGAACCAAUACAGCACUGGCCAGAGAGGUAUGUGUAAAGGAGGUGACAUCCUGAACAAAGUCGUGAUUGAAAACAAAUGAGCACAACAAGGUAACCACAGAACAGCAGUGCAUUAAAGACUGCGCACCGACGCACAUCCCUCCGGCCCAGACACACAGUAGCUGCAGAAGGAAAAUAAAAAGAUACCAACUGGAAGCAAGCUCUUCACUGCAAGGCCAGUGGGCAGGCACUGGCAACAUGAGCGGGCCCGUGUCUUUAGUGACAGGCCUGCCUGUUGGACUAAAUGAAGGCGAAGAAUGGAAGUGCCUGCUUUACAAUGCAAGCAGACCCCUCACAGGCAAGUGACCCUCCUCCUCACCUUAGACACAGUAACGAGGAAGGAGGAAACUGCACUCUCAGCUAAGCUGCCCUUAGAUGACAAGUGUCAUCGUAAUGGUCAGGCUGCAGGAACGCAGUGUUGGCGAAGUCUAACAGGCUCAGCCCGAGUUCAUGUAAAUUAGUAUGUAAUAUAAUGGCACAGAACAUAAUCUGGUAUUUUAUCAUAAAUGCACAUAGAUCCCUAGAAUAAUGUUAGUGAUAAUUUAUGGACACAUUUGGAGUAAAACAGUCCACAACUAAAAAUAUUUUGGUGAAGAGAGGGCCCUUACAUUCCUGCCACAGGGUUAAAGAAAAGCCAAUAUGGCUGCAACUCUGACAUUUGACAAGGGGGCAAAACCAGAGACAGCAAGGGCAGAGUUGCUAGGAAUUUGAGUUGGGAAAUGCACAGGAGCAAGGUUCAAGGUCUUUUUAAGGCAGAGAGACAGUCCUGAUACUGCAACAUAGAUGUGUCAUACCUUAGAAUGUACAGCACACGGAACGAAGCUGGAUGUGAAGCCAGGGCCAGCAGAGGUGAUGGUGUGUCAGCAUGUGGUCAUCAGUUGUAGCCAUCCUAGGGUAGGACAUCUGGGGGAGCUCCCUGGGGAGCAGGUAGUAAGUGUAUGGAAACCUGUUUUUGGUUUUAGGGUUUCUCUGUAUAGCCUUGGCUGUCCUGGAACUCACUUUGAAGACCAAGCUGGCCUCAAACUCAGAAAUCCGCCUGCCUCUGCCUCCCGGGAACCUGUAUUUCUUUAACUUUGAUUUCCCCUAUAGACACUACUCUCACUCAGCAUGCCAGAGGCCAGUCCAGUCAAGCACAGUUUGCAUUGUACAGAGUGUGAGUCCAUCACCUACAACCUUGGAACAAAGAUCCUGCAGUCUGAUUCCUUUCUUGGCCAGGUCCAAGUCACACAAAGAGAAAUUUUACUGUUUACCAUUUUGAGAUCAACAGUAUAUUCUUACUCCUGAAAAACACAUUAUUAGUAACUAUAUUCUGCGAAAUAAUUAGCUUAGAAUAUGAGCAGAAUUUGAAGAGUGCAUAGUCCCAUCUGUUUCCAUAAAGAAAUGUAUAUAAAGCACCCUCAGAGGUCAUCCGUUCCCCAGUCUGCUGUAAGGUUCUGGAAGAGACUAGCCUCACCCAAGUCUCGCACAUAGCCAGGCAUGAUUCCUGUGUGUGUUAUGUCAGUGGCCCAUGACAGUAGCUCUCACAUGAUAAAUUCUUUUUUUUUUUUUUAAGUACUUUAUUUAUUUUAUAUAUAUGAUGAGUACACUGUAGCUGUCUUCAGACACACCAGAAGAGGGCACCAGAUCUCAUUACAGAUGGUUGUGAGCCACCAUGUGGUUGCUGGGAAUUGAACUCAGGACCUCUGGAAGAACAAGCAGUGCUCUUAGCCACUGAGCCAUCUCUCCAGCCCCCUCACAUGAUAAAUUCUAAGGUUUUUUCUUCUCUACUUACAUCUGGUUGCUCUGUGUGUGCGUGCACAGGUGAGAGGACAACAUUCGGGAGUUAGUUCUUCCUCCCACCAUGUGAGUCGUGGGGAUCAAACUCAGGUCUUCAGGCUUGACAGCAAGCACCUCCAGCUGCUCUGUCUGGGCCCGCAAGCCAUACAUUCUGAACUUUAUUCUCUUGCUUUUCAACCGAGUCCCAGUUGUUGAGAGAGAAAGAGAACCAAAAGAUGACACAGUAGAACUAGCUGUUGCAUUUUAUGUAGAGGAAGGCUGGCCAAAGAAAACGAGCCCAAAGCCUCUCUUCAGAUCUGAAAAGAAGCUCAAUUUUAAAAAGAUGAAAACAUCUAAUAAUGCAUCCAACAUCGGAACAAAUUACAGUCGAGAUACACUACAGGCUUUGUUGGUCACUAGUCUCUGGGUAUAAUUUUCAGUUUUCCUUUCCAGUGAUGUGAGCAUUCGAAAGCCAGUGCUUUAACACAUGACUUCCGGUACACAAAUCGGGGAGACUUUUUAAGUAUCUCAAACUUUAGCAACUUUAAACCUUUGCAGAAACUUCUCGGCAGUUCCUAACUUCAGUUACCUUUAUAGUUUUUUGGUUUUUUUGUUUUGUUUUGUUUUGUUUUUACCUUCUAAGAAAUCAGAGAGUCUGUACUAGGGUCAGUGAGACUGAACUUGUCAAGCAUUACCCCUGAAAUACUGUGUUUAACUGGACCAUGUUUCAAAGCAAUGGCAACGUGCAGUCACAGUAACUAAGGCAGACCAAAAGCCAAAACAGACUCAAUGCAAAAUGGAGUCUUUUGGGUGUUGGUUGCUAACUGCUGAAGUCAUUCAACCAACUGCUACUGGCUUAAAACACCCUCCAGUUAAAAACUAGUUUAAAAAUAAGGCUAUUUAUUCCAACUGUUGUCCUGUUCCCCACCCCCACUCAGCACCCCCACAGUAUCUUGAGACUGGGUCUCACUAUGUAGCUCUGGCUGUCCUAGAACAAUGUAAGCCAGGCUGGUCUUGAACUCAACAGAGAACCCCCUCCGUUUGACUCCCGAGUACUAGAUUAAAGGUAUCUGCUACCA